This is a messenger RNA of Entrophospora candida, 387 nucleotides long. Lineage: Eukaryota; Fungi; Glomeromycota; Glomeromycetes; Entrophosporales; Entrophosporaceae. The record is from the annotation of a GenBank genome assembly.
AAGAAAAAGAAGAAGCUCAAAGGGCUCUAGUAUUGUUGGAAAAAAGUAUAAAAGCACACAAAUCAGAGAUAAAACCGCUUGAGAAUAAUGUUGAAAACUUGGAACUAGUGACUAGAAGACAACUUGAACAAAUAGUGAUCAAUGAAAGUCAAUAUAAGGAGUUGAGUGAGAGAUCAGAAAUGCAACAUGUGAAAAAUGUUAAGGAAAUAAAUAGCCUCAAGAAGACAAAUGGAGAACUGUUGGAGCAGUUAAACAGUUUAAGAAAUACUAUGGAAACAACAACAUUUUCUUCAACAUUAUUUGAUUCACAAGUUUUAAAAGAUAAGAACGAACAAUUACGAAGGCAACUCAAUUAUUACCAAUUACAAGCAUUAAUACAAGAAAAAG